Molecule: messenger RNA, 1467 nt
Organism: Glarea lozoyensis ATCC 20868
Lineage: Eukaryota; Fungi; Ascomycota; Leotiomycetes; Helotiales; Helotiaceae
Product: WD40 repeat-like protein
Exons: 2
Coding region: 1-1467 (488 amino acids)
Biological process (GO): ribosome biogenesis
Cellular component (GO): preribosome, large subunit precursor
Molecular function (GO): protein binding
Source: RefSeq, a predicted model, not a curated record
AUGGAAGAUUCCAUUGCGACAGCGACCGGCCAUGGCCAGGUUCAGGUAUAUUUCAGUACCAAUUCCCCAGAUAUUGAAUUGCCGGAAGAGAAGAGACAACUGCGUGUACCAACAGAUGUUCGAAGAUAUGGCUUGUCUCAGAUUCUAAACUCAGAGUCUAUGCUGGACACAUCGGCGCCAAUUCCAUUCGACUUUCUCAUUAACGGCACCUUUCUGAGAACCACGAUCGACGAAUACCUGGUUGCAAACGGAUUGUCCUCAGAAACGACGCUGAAUCUGCAAUACGUGCGAAGUUUAAUACCUCCGUUAUACGAGGCGAGUUUCGAACACGACGAUUGGGUCAGUUGCGUAGAUGUGCUGUCGGGAAGCUCUGCGGCGGGGAAGUGGAGUGGGAAAACCGUCUCUGCAGGCCAAGAACGAAUUCUAUCAGGAUCUUAUGACGGAUUGUUGAGGAUAUGGAAUAAAUCUGGACAGGUCAUUGCGACUUCAACUUCAUCUAGUGCAGGCGGACAUACCUCGAGUAUCAAAUCAGCGAAGUUCAUUUCUUCAACCCAAAUUGCUUCUGCUGGACUGGAUCGCACUGUUAGAAUAUGGAAGUACUCGGAGGUAGAGGAUGGGUUCUCCGGAGAGCUGAAACCGACACUAGAACUAUAUGGGCACAAGGCUGGAAUCGACUCAAUCGACGUACAUGGCCCUUCAAGCAGGAUCUUGACAGCAUCAACUGAUGGGAUGAUUGGGUUAUGGACGACACAAAAGGCUUCGGCGCCUGCUGUGAACACGUCUUUACUAAACUCGGGACCAACGGCAAAGAGAAGGAAACUAACAACAUCCACUUCUACCACUCAGCGAGGUCCUCUAUCACUCAUAUCGUCGCACACAGCACCAGUAUCAGCAGUGAUAUUUAAUCCAUUAGAUGCAACUGUGGGUUACUCAGCUUCACAUGACCACACCAUACGUACAUUCGAUCUUGCGACAUCGACGGUUGUAGACACCCGAACAACUUCCCAUCCGUUACUUUCACUGUCAGCGCUUCCCGGAAUUUCAACACAACUACUAGCAGCUGGAACAAGUGCUCGACACAUCACUCUUCUCGACCCUAGGAUAUCGGCAUCUUCAACCCAGGUCAUGACACUUCGUGGACAUACAAAUAAGAUUGUCUCCCUUUCACCUGAUCCAGAAAGUAACUACGGCCUAGUAUCAGGAAGUCAUGAUGGUACGUGUAGGGUUUGGGAUUUGAGAAGCUCAAGACAGGGGACGAAAGAUGAAGGUAAUGGCUUGGUUGGAGAAGCCGUUUACGUUGUGGAGAGAGAUAGUCAGAAAGAUCAAGCCAAGCGGCCAGUCGGUGGUGAGGGCAUCAAGGUAUUUGGUGUCAGCUGGGAUAAGGAUGUUGGUAUUGUCAGUGCUGGUGAGGAUAAGAUGGUUCAGAUAAAUAGGGGCCGUGGUGUUACAAGAGCCGAAAACUCAUGA